Molecule: messenger RNA, 2237 nt
Organism: Bufo bufo (common toad)
Lineage: Eukaryota; Metazoa; Chordata; Amphibia; Anura; Bufonidae
Product: sodium-coupled monocarboxylate transporter 1-like
Exons: 15
Coding region: 39-1859 (606 amino acids)
Biological process (GO): sodium ion transport; propanoate transmembrane transport
Cellular component (GO): membrane
Molecular function (GO): organic acid:sodium symporter activity
Source: RefSeq, a predicted model, not a curated record
UUUAAGGCAUAGAAGUAAGCAGUCUCUGUGAAGACACCAUGCCUUCCUCGGACAUUGGUCGUUUCUCACCUUGGGAUUAUGUUGUGUUUGCUGCAGUUUUGCUGAUUUCAGGAGCUAUUGGGAUCUAUUACGCCUUUGCAGGAAGAGGGAAGACUACAUCAACAGAAUUCCUGACAGGAGGAAGAAGUAUGACAGCAUUACCUGUGGCUCUUUCCCUCACAGCCAGCUUCAUGUCUGCAGUGACCGUCCUUGGAACUCCAUCUGAUGUCUAUCGCUAUGGAGCAAUGUUCAGCAUCUUUGCUAUAUCGCAUGCACUAGUAGUGAUUAUUUCUGCAGAAAUCUUCCUUCCUGUGUUUUAUAGACUUAAUAUAGCCAGCACAUAUGAGUACUUAGAACUUCGAUUUAACAGAUCUGUUCGGAUACUUGGAACAGUCAUUUUCAUCAUAGAAAUGAUAUUAUAUACAGGCAUUGUUAUAUAUGCACCUGCUCUGGCAUUGAAUCAAGUGUCAGGAUUUAAUCUUUGGGGAGCAAUGAUUGCAACUGGAUUAGUGUGUACUUUCUACUGCACACUGGGUGGUCUAAAGGCUGUAAUCUGGACAGAUGCUUUCCAGAUCAUCAUUAUGUUGGCCGGUUUUAUAGCUGUCAUCAUUAGAGGUGUAGUAGUGCAAGGUGGAAUACAGACAAUCAUCAAUGAUUCCUACUACGGUGGGAGGCUGAACUUCUGGGACUUUGAUCCACAUCCAUUUCGGAGGCACACAUUUUGGACAAUUGUAAUUGGUGGAACUUUUUUGUGGACUGGAAUUUAUGGGGUUAAUCAGACUCAAGUGCAAAGAUACAUUGCUUGUAAGAGCAAAUUUCAAGCAAAAUUGGCUCUUUACAUUAAUCUGAUAGGAUUAUGGGCAAUUCUUGCUUGUGCUGUGUUGUCAGGCCUUAUUCUUUUCUCAGUAUAUAAGGACUGUGACCCUUGGACCUCAGACCGUGUAUCUUCUCCUGACCAGCUCAUGCCAUAUUUAGUGCUUGACAUUCUUCAGAACUAUCCUGGAGUGCCUGGACUCUUUGUGGCCUGUGCAUAUAGUGGCACUUUGAGCACAGUGUCAUCAAGUAUCAAUGCACUGGCUACAGUAACUAUAGAAGACCUGAUAAAACCAUACACCAACCUCUCUGAAAGAAAGCUGUCAUGGCUGUCAAAAGGAAUGAAUGCCUUUUAUGGAGUACUGUGUAUCGCGAUGUCAGCCCUUGCAUCUAAAAUGGGAAGUGUGGUCCAGGCUGCAAUGUCCAUAUUUUCUAUGGUUGGAGGGCCCCUUCUUGGAUUGUUUUGUUUAGGAAUGUUUUUACCGUUCUGCAAUUCUUUGGGAGCUAUUGUGGGACUGCUUGUUGCGUUUUCUAUAUCUUUAUGGGCUGGAAUAGGAGCUCAGAUCUACCCCCCACUACCUGAGAGUAGCAGACCUCUACCUCUUUCGACUGUUGGUUGUAAUUUCAGUGACACAGUUAACAUCACGUCUGUUACUGAAAUGACAGUAACAACAUUUGUCACAGCGGUACAAGCUGAAACCAUUGAGAGGCCAGUGCUUGCUGAUUAUUGGUAUUCUUUAUCGUACUUAUACUUCAGCAUCUUGGGGACCCUUUUGGUUUUCAUUGUUGGUGCAGUUGUUAGUCUUCUGUCAGGCGGAUGGAAACAAAACAUAAAUCGUGACUAUCUCUUUGGAAGACAAGAUUGUGUACUUGUAGACAUGCUCCGCUGCUUUAAGACCAACAAGAAAGAAAAUAUUGAAGUUUUAGAAUGGAAGUCACAUCCCGGUGAAGGACACGACAAUCCCACUUUUUCACAGGAUGAUAUUAGUUUAUCUCAAGUGAAAUGAGGAGCAAUGCCUGGAGGACUGUCAUAUUUGUGUAUAUUAGUUAUUUGAACUGACACUAAAAAGGGUUAAUCCUCUUGACAUCCUCUGUAACAUUGAAGAUUUUUUUUUUGCUCAUUUGGUGCCUAGGGACUAGAUAAGUCUUGUAUAUACUGUCUAAUAAUAACAAAAACUUUUGGGUUGUCCCCAUGAAAUCUUCUACAAACAGCUGAGAAUGGUAGAAAAUAUAGAAGAACUUUAUAGUUUGGAGGGCACUCAAUCAACUGGUGUCACAUGGAAAAAAUGAGGCUAAGGGUACUUUCACACUAGUGUUUUUCUUUUCCCCUGCGUUGAGUUCCGUCCUAGGGGCUCAAAGCCGGAAAAGAACUGAUCAGUUUUAUC